Messenger RNA from Camelina sativa (false flax), 717 nucleotides. The record is from RefSeq and is a predicted model, not a curated record. NCBI's taxonomy places the organism in Eukaryota, Viridiplantae, Streptophyta, Magnoliopsida, Brassicales, Brassicaceae.
AUGGCUAUACAAGAGAUUACCAUUGCCUACAAGGAAGAGGAGAGAGGGCCUGACUUGAACAAAUUUGUUCAAAAUCCUUCCUACAAGGACAUGCUGCUUGAAUUAUCCAAGAUGAAAGCUCAGGAACAAGACAUGAAGGAUCUAAAAGAGAUUGGGGAAGCUGUUAUACCAACCAAACUUGAAGACCCAGGAUCAUUUAAUCUUCCUUGUUCCAUUAGUUACAUGCACUUCAACAAAUGUUUGUGUGGUCUAGGAGCUUCAGUGAGUUUAAUGCCAUACUCAAUGGCUGAAAAGUUGUGGUAUGAACAUUUUAAGCCUUGCAAUCUCUAUAUUGGCAUGGCAGAUGGAUCCAAGAGGGAUGUGCUUGGGAUAAUUGAAAACUUUCCAGUCAAAAUAGGGAAGGCAAGAAUCCCAACUGACUUUGUGAUCAUGAAUAUGGACCAAGAGCCAGAAGACCCUCUCAUCUUGGGGAGACCAUUCUUAGCCACAGUUGGGGCUGUAAUAGAUGUUAAGAUGGGAACCAUCAAGCUUCACCUUGCUAAGGACUUCACUCUGAAGUUUGACAUCAAGAAUACUACUCAUCAGCCUACUAUUGAAGGCCAGCACUUUAUGAUAGGAAAAAAGGCUAGUUGUGAAGUUUUUGAGGAAGGAGGAAAUCCUGGGCUUAAAAGUUCAGCCCAAGACAGGACUAUCCAGAAGCUCAAGGGUUCAGUUUAA